This is a messenger RNA of Amaranthus tricolor (Joseph's coat), 555 nucleotides long. RefSeq names its product multiple organellar RNA editing factor 9, chloroplastic-like. The record is from RefSeq and is a predicted model, not a curated record. Gene Ontology annotation, cellular component: chloroplast. The coding region runs from base 1 to 555 and encodes 184 amino acids. The transcript has 5 exons. NCBI's taxonomy places the organism in Eukaryota, Viridiplantae, Streptophyta, Magnoliopsida, Caryophyllales, Amaranthaceae. Gene Ontology annotation, biological process: chloroplast RNA modification; cytidine to uridine editing.
AUGUUACCUGGUUGUGAUUACAAUCAUUGGCUGAUUGUUAUGCAGUUCCCUAAAGACCCUGCUCCUACUAGAGAACAAAUGAUUGAUACUUAUCUUGAAACUCUUGCUACUGUUUUAGGAAGCUCAAGUUUGGUUAAUGUUUUGGCGUAUGGAAAGGGUGGAAUGGAUCAAAUGCAAGACAUUAGCUUAGUAUUUCUACUCUAUAAGUUACUCUUGGCUGCGAAACCAUGGAAGAAGCAAAAAAGAACUUGUACCACAACCUACACUGGCUUCCAAUGUACUGUAGAUGAAGAAACAUCUGAAAAAUUCAAGGGAUUGCCUGGAGUUUUGUGGGUGUUGCCUGAUUUCGACAUAGAUGUUAAAAACAAGGAUUAUGGAGGGGAUAAGUAUAUCAAUGGUGAGAUUAUUCCUUGCAAGUAUCCCAGUUACCAAACUAAGCAAUGCAAUACGUCUAAAUAUGAAAGCAAAAGGUACAAGAGAAAGCGAGAUGGUCCUCCUGGAACUACCAGAAAACCAAGACAAGAGACCGCCCCCUCUGAAUCAUCCUCUUCAUGA